This is a messenger RNA of Medicago truncatula (barrel medic), 1026 nucleotides long. RefSeq names its product dirigent protein 17. The coding region runs from base 293 to 784 and encodes 163 amino acids. The record is from RefSeq and is a predicted model, not a curated record. NCBI's taxonomy places the organism in Eukaryota, Viridiplantae, Streptophyta, Magnoliopsida, Fabales, Fabaceae. The transcript is spliced from 2 exons.
UUGAAUUGGGGCUAUAAAUGGAAAAGACUACACAAAUGAACGAUGCGAUUAACCGGAGCGGGCUCUGUCAUCUUCGCCUCCUUCUACCACCGUUUUAGGGUUUACAGAGUCACACCCUUCUUUCUUCUCGCUCACCGGAGAUAAAGCUUUCGAUAACCAAUUAACAGUGCUUUUUGAAAUUCCCACAUUUUGAUAGGCAAAACGAUACAGUACAACACUGCAAUUACUUCUCAAGCUUCGUCUCUGUACGCCGCCGCAGCAAAAUAUUUCAACAUUACUGUUUGUGUUUGAAAUGGAAGAGGGCAAAGAAGAAAAUAAGGAGGGAUCUAAUUCUUCCGCGGCAAGGGUUUAUGAUUUUCCUGGAGAGCCUGCGAUUGUAAUUGAUGGAGUGCCUGAAAUAGUAUCCGGUAGCAGCAGCAGCGCUGUCCCUUCCAGCAGCAAUGCUUUGAGUAUCGUCGAACCACAUAGGAAAUUGGGUUUAGGCGAAUGGUUCGUGGGGAGGGAUGUUCAAAAAUUGUUUAUGGGACGUUAUUACUCGGGUAGAGUAACUGAGUAUGACAUGGAAUCUGGGUGGUACCAUGUUGAGUAUGAAGACGGUGAUUCUGAAGAUCUUGAUUGGCUGGAGUUGAAGGAAGUUCUCAGUCCUUUAGAAGUUGGAAUUUCACUCAAGACAAUGGCUCAGAGGGUUGUUCGGAAUAGUAAGAAAUCUAUUCCUAAAUCUGGGAAGACUGGUGCUCGUUCGCAAAAUCUUCAAAUCAAAACAAAGAGAACAAGAGGAAAUUAGAUUGACUGUACUUCAUUAGCAAGAAGAUUUAAUUGAAAAUUUAGGGUUUUGUAGAUAUAUAUGUCAAUUAUAAAGCAAGGAAUUGAUAGAUUUGAAAAUGAUCAGCUGAAUGAGCAAUUAGGAAAUUUGUGGUUUUGUAGAUAGGGACGAUUUGUUCCCUAGGAAAAUUUGUUGCUAUAUGAUUGAUAUUAUGUUGUAACCGGGGAAUUAAAUUGGUAUAAUGACAUCAACAAUAUUUGAUA